AUGAGAGCCACAACCCUCUCCACCUACCGUCACAACAGAGCCACAACCCUCACCUACCCGUCUGUAGAACCACAACCCUCACCUACCCGUCACAACAAGAGCCACAACCCUCACCUACCGUCACCCAACAAAGCCACAACCCUCGCACGUCUGGCAAGCCACAACCCUCACCUACCGUCACAACAGAGCCACAACCCUCACCUACCGUCACAACAGAGCCUGGCCCUCUCACCUACCGUCACAACAGAGCCACAACCCUCACCUACCGUCACCAACAGAGCACAACCCUCACCUACCGUCACAGCAAAACCCCAACCCUCACCCUACCCAAAUCACAACAGAGCCCCUAGCCCUCACCCUGCCGUCACAACAGAGCCACAACCCUCACCUACCGUCUGUAAGACCACAACCCUCCACCUGCAAGUCACAGGCCACAACCCUCACCUGCAAGUCACAACAGAGCUGGCCUCACCUACCGUCUGUGGAGCCACAACCCUCACCUACCGUCUAGCAAAUUUUAGCCCUCUUUCUGCCGUCACAACAGAGCCACAACCCUCACCUACCGUCACAACAGAGCCACAACCCUCACCUACCGUCACAACAGAGCCACAACCCUCACCUACCGUCACAACAGAGCCACAACCCUCACCUACCGUCACAACAGAGCCACAACCCUCACCUACCGUCACAACAGAGCCACAACCCUCUCUAUACAACAACUUGUUCCUCACACAUUUCUUGAUAAAAAAGUUUGUUGUGGUAAUCAGUAACUCCUUAAAACUCUUUGGCAUAAUCUACUCGCGGAGAUCUCGACUAUAUGAGCUCAGCCUCCUCUCAACCAAUCACGAAUGA
This is a messenger RNA of Homarus americanus (American lobster), 852 nucleotides long. RefSeq lists its product as uncharacterized. The transcript has a single exon. Lineage: Eukaryota; Metazoa; Arthropoda; Malacostraca; Decapoda; Nephropidae. The record is from RefSeq and is a predicted model, not a curated record. The coding region runs from base 1 to 852 and encodes 283 amino acids.